GAGCUGGGUCCGCCAAUGUAUAAUUGUUGUUGUUGGAAUAAGUUGCGUAGCCUUGCGACCCAGGCAUCCAAGGACAAAAGAGGUGCACAUUUCUGGUACCGCGCACUGUGAUAAUCAGCUCACCUCUCCACCACCGGUCCCGCUGUUCGGAGUGCCGGCCCCGCGCGGUCCGGACCGGAGCCGCCGGCCAUGGCCAACCCGGCCGACAAGGAUAACGUGCGUGUGGUGGUGCGCGUGCGGCCGCUGAACGACGCCGAGCUGGCGGCCGGCCACCGCAGCGCCGUGGAGGUGAACUCUCUGGCUGGCUCCGUGUCGCUGCGCAGCCCCAGCGCCGCAGCGUCCGAGCCGCCCAAAACGUUCACCUUCGACCUGGCCUUUGGACCCGACUCCAAACAGUUUGACAUCUACAACCAGGUGGCGCGGCCGAUCGUUGAGAACGUCCUGGAGGGCUACAACGGCACCAUCUUCGCCUACGGCCAGACGGGCACCGGCAAGACCUUCACCAUGGAGGGAGUCAGGACUGUGGCCGAGAAAAAGGGCAUCAUACCCAACUCCUUCGCGCACAUUUUCGGACACAUCGCCAAGUCGGCCGGAGACUCAAAGUUCCUGGUGCGCGUCUCCUACCUGGAGAUUUACAACGAGGAGGUGCGCGACCUGCUGGGAAAGUCGCAGUCGCAGCGACUCGAGGUCAAGGAGCGACCAGACAUCGGCGUCUACGUCAAGGACCUCUCCGCCUUCGUGGUCAACAACGCCGACGACAUGGACAAAAUCAUGACGCUCGGAAACAAAAACAGAUCGGUGGGCGCCACAAAUAUGAACGAGCACAGCUCGCGCUCGCACGCUAUCUUCACCACGACCAUUGAGCGGAGCGAGCGCGGUCUGGACGGUCAGAACCACGUGAGAGUCGGCAAACUGCACCUGGUCGACCUGGCGGGCUCUGAGCGACAAACCAAGACGGGCGCCACGGGCCAGCGACUGAAGGAGGCCACCAAGAUCAACCUGUCGCUCUCCACGCUGGGUAACGUCAUCUCGGCGCUGAUCGACGGCAAGAGCACCCACGUGCCGUACCGCAACUCCAAGCUGACGCGGCUGCUGCAGGACUCGCUCGGCGGCAACAGCAAGACCGUGAUGGUGGCCAACGCUGGUCCCGCCGACUACAACUACGACGAGACUCUGAGUACUCUGCGGUACGCCAACCGAGCCAAGAGUAUUCAGAACAGCGCCAAGAUCAACGAGGACCCGAAGGACGCGCUGCUGCGCCAGUUCCAGAAGGAAAUCGAGGAGCUGCGCAGGCGACUCGAGGAGGAAGGUGACGGCCCGGGUGAGUCGGGCAGCGGCUCGGGCGAGGAGUCGGGCGGCGAGGUCGGCGCCGAGGAGGGCGGCGGCUCGCCGGGAGGACGGCGGCGCGGCGCCGGCCGGCCGCGCCGUCUCACCGAGGAGCAGAUGGCCGAGGUGCAGGCCCAGCUGGACGCCGACCGGCGACGGCUCCAGCAGGAGAAGGGCAUGGCAGAGGCGGAGCGCACCCGACUCCAGCAGCAGGUGGAACAGCAUGAGAAGGAGCUGGCGCAGGCGCAACGGGCGCACGACCAGCUGGCCGAGAAGCUGGCGCUGCUGGAGAAGAAGAUUAUCGUGGGCGGCGUGAACCUGCUGGAGCGCUCGGAGGAGCAGCAGCGGCUCCUGGAGGAGUCGGCCCGCGAGCUGGAGCGGCGCCAGCAGAAGGAGCAGCAGCUCCAGCAGGCCCUGCAGAUGAAGGAGGCGGAGCGUCUGGACAUUGAGGAGCGCUACAGUAGUCUGCAGGAGGAGGCCGUAGGGAAGACCAAGAAGUUGCGCAAGGUGUGGCAGAUGCUGCUGGAGGCGCGCUGCGAGCUCGAUGACCUGCGGGCCGAGCAGCAGCGGGAGAAGGAGGGCCUGCUGGAGAACGUGCGGCAGUUGACGUCGGACCUGCGGCUGCAGCAGCUGCUCAUCGACCAGGUGAUACCCGCCGAGUACCAGGCCAUGGUGGAGCAGUACGCCACGUGGAACGAUGAGAUUGGCGAGUGGCAGCUGCGCUGUGUGGCUUACACGGGCAACAACAUGCGCCGCAGCAGCGACACCGGAGACCAGGACCGGCCUGCGCAGCCGGCGGUGGACCUGUCGCACGUAUACCUGACGUACGCAUCAGACGGCCCCGGUGUCUCCGUCCGACCCAAGUCGGCCAAACACAGACACGCCAGGGCCAGGAGCGCCGCAGUCAGCGCGCCCAAAGUGGUCAAACAGCGAGUGUGAUCUGGCCGCGGCAGCCGCGCAGUGAUCUCAUCAGGAUGAAGCGGGCGCCGGCGCGUUGCUCCUGCCCUCCAGUCCCGGGGGCGGCCGCCGGACCUGCCCCGCUGCUGUGAUACCCCUAACUCGACUGUCUCCGCCGGAGCUCGCGUCACUCUAGUCUGCCGUCUGUGCAGGAUAUCCUGUAGCCUAGUCCGCCCGGGUUAUUUAUUCACUGUGACAAUGUGCAAUGUCUGUGACGAUUGAUGUGUUUGUGAACUUAGCGGAGGUUCUGUGUCAGCCACUGCACUAUAGUCAGGUGACUACUGAGACAUGAGCACGUUAUGGCACCUGGAGGCACGUACUAUAGGAAUAUCUGCGCGGACCGGCCGUAUGUCGGUCUGCGGCACGGUCGAGCAUCUAGUCAACGCCGCAGUGCCGAGCUUCAUACUCGGGCUUUCGCUCUCAGUCUGUGAGCUGCUUUCACAGUCUUAUCAUAGACUAGAGAGAAUCCUCUAUCAUGUGGGAGGUUCACGCUGGUCAGUGACGACCCGCACAAUGAUCUUGUGUUAGAAACUAUCAAAGCGGCGAACAUGUAUCUGAACGAGAAGUGCCCAGGGCGGUCACAUUUAUAGCUGCUUCACGUCUGAACACCGGGCAGCACGGAUCAGCCGUGUUUCCGGCUGUGUCGGACCCUCUGGAGUCUGGAGCAGAUGUGGUCCCGAACCGCCCUCCGCUCCGUGAGCGGACCACGGUCGUGCCACCGCCCCUCCCCGGCCGGCGUCAAUACACGCACGUACACGGAACAGA
Molecule: messenger RNA, 3048 nt
Organism: Amphibalanus amphitrite
Lineage: Eukaryota; Metazoa; Arthropoda; Thecostraca; Balanomorpha; Balanidae
Product: kinesin-like protein KIF3A
Exons: 13
Coding region: 190-2265 (691 amino acids)
Biological process (GO): microtubule-based movement
Molecular function (GO): microtubule motor activity; microtubule binding; ATP binding
Source: RefSeq, a predicted model, not a curated record